This is a messenger RNA of Malassezia restricta, 435 nucleotides long. RefSeq names its product Rab5-interacting protein (Rab5ip). The coding region runs from base 1 to 435 and encodes 144 amino acids. The record is from RefSeq and is a predicted model, not a curated record. The transcript is spliced from 3 exons. Gene Ontology annotation, biological process: protein folding in endoplasmic reticulum; autophagosome assembly. NCBI's taxonomy places the organism in Eukaryota, Fungi, Basidiomycota, Malasseziomycetes, Malasseziales, Malasseziaceae. Gene Ontology annotation, cellular component: membrane; endoplasmic reticulum; EMC complex.
AUGUCGGCCGGCGUGACAGUGUGGGAUCAGCCGCACGAUCCAGAGAGUGUGGCGCACAAUAUUUCGCAGGCAUAUGGUUUUCGGUCAUUAACGUUGUCCAUCGCCGGCGCCAUCGCAGGUGUGCUUGGCCUCCAAAACUUGUGGGGUUUCGGCUUCUUUCUCGUGUCCGUGGCGUUUGUGAAUGUGAUGUUAAUUGCUGUUAAUACUUCGUACAAACCUGAACAGUACUUUGUGAUUGUGCCCCCACCUGUAUUGACGACGGCGUUAGAGAGGCUUGUGCCCAGCAAGGCCGAGCAGCUGCGCAAGCCGCAGUCACUAAUUCGGCGCGCUGUUUUCCUGGGUCAAUGGGUCUUAUUUCAAGGAGCGCAGGAAAACAUUCUCAGCUUCAUGCUGUGGUGGACUCUCUGGUUUGGUCUGGUGCAUGUGUAUGAUUGA